Messenger RNA from Echinostoma caproni, 1086 nucleotides. The record is from the annotation of a GenBank genome assembly. Lineage: Eukaryota; Metazoa; Platyhelminthes; Trematoda; Plagiorchiida; Echinostomatidae.
AUGACCAGGGUCUCGAGCGUACGAGCUAAACCCGCCUGUUGUCCUAUAUGCAUCAGAGUGCGUACAUUAGAUGUGGCUAAUUUGAAUGGGCAUCGAGGGCGAAGGAGAACUUCAGCUGGUGGAGGAUUCGGUGAGAUUUGGACGGCAGUCGAGGUAGGACACGAGAGAACAGCGGCAGAAUCUCCGCCCGAGGCACUACUAUUCUACAACGAAUUCCUUCUGGCCCAUGAUCGGGAAAUCGCCACCGAGGUUCGCAAUGAAUAUGUGAAUACAAUGAGCAAAGUCUAUUACUCGUACUUCAAAGCAUACUGCAGUAAACUGACUAAACUACAGUUAGACACUACAUCUGAGAAGGAAGUGCUACUGGCCAAACGUUUGGACGACCAAGGCAGUACGAGCACGACCUCAUCCGUCAUGGGUGCAAUGGGUCUGUCUAUGUCAGCGAGCCAGGCUAUUGCUCCAGGUAACGGUGGACUUGCCACGAGUACCGGGUCUCGAUUGGGUCUAUUUGGAUUGGGGGAUCGCGCUGUCCGCGUGUUAGGACAGUCCAAUUUGGAAUCGGCAAUUAUUUUACCCCACGUUGCCGCAAAGGCUGAAGUAAAGAAACAUAUGGAAACUCAACUAAUCCCGUCCGCAGUGCAUGAUGUACUGGGUCUGCUGAUCUGUUUACAACUGCUGUAUGCCAUGUUAAGACGAGCCAAGGAACGUAGCGUACCUGUUUUGUAUAAAUUUUGGACGGACCUCACCGAGUCACUGUGGGUUCGCGUCAGCGAUCGAUUGGAUGCGCACAUUGCUUCCCUGCAGAACGAUUUUGAUAUAUCCACGUUUGUGAACGGAAUGCGGGGGUUGACCACAGGCACUGGACUGACAAGCGGCGGUGGAAGUUUACCCGCACGUGCUUACGCGUUGAUCCGGCCACAUCCUAUUGCUCGACGCUAUGCGGAACUCGCGGCAAGUCUGCAUUCAAUUGGACAUGCAUUCCCCGGCAUUCUCGCAUCACUCGGUGGCCACUAUUUAUUGCGUCAUUUGAUCCUUGAGUUGCAGUGGCACGUACACGUGAUCUGGUUUGAUGAUCGUGUUAGCUGA